ACAGUAGACGUGUUACACAGAACCCCAUCAAGAUGGCGUGGAGGAAAGCAUUGGGUUUGCUGGCUGUCUUUGCAGUAUGCAAUGUUGUGUUCGCUGGACAGCGCACUUUAGUGUUAGUCGAUAACUGGUCAAUCAGGGAAUCACAUUCUAUAUUCUUCAAACAUCUACGAGAUGCUGGCUUUGAACUGACAUUUAAGACUGCUGAUGAUGCAACCCUGGCACUUGUCAAGUAUGGGGAGUUUCUCUAUGACAAUCUCAUCAUUUUCUCACCCUCUGUUGAAGAAUUUGGAGGCUCAGUAGAUGUGGCAGCAAUAACAAACUUUAUUGAUGGAGGAGGAAAUGUACUUGUUGCUGGCAGUUCUGAUAUAGGGGAUCCCCUGAGGGAACUAGCCACAGAGUGUGGAGUGGAGUUUGAUGAAGCCAAGACAGCUGUCAUUGAUCACCUUAAUUAUGAUGUUUCUGACCAGGGAAAGCACACACUUAUUGUGGCUAGUCCCUUAAAUUUAAUUGAUGCACCAAUGAUUGUUGGUGCAAGGGGCAAGUCUCCUUACCUUUUCCGUGGGAUCGGCAUGGUGAGUGACCCAGAAAACCCACUAGUGCUGAACGUUCUGCAUGCUUCGUCUACUGCUUACUCUCAUAACCCUGUGGAAAAGAUAGAAGAGUUUCCCCAUGCUGUGGGUACCAACACACUUCUCAUUGCUGCACUACAGGCCCGAAACAACGCUCGAGUGGUGUUUGUUGGCUCUCUGGAUUUUUUUUCAGAUGAGUUUUUCCAAUCUCAAGUGCAAAAUGCAAAUAAGGGAGAGAAAUUUGCUCGAUCAGGAAAUCAGGAGUUAGCCAGCAACCUGGCUCAGUGGGUGUUUCACCAGAAGGGUGUUCUGCGUGUUGGCAGUAUUAAACACCACCGCACAGGAGAGAAGGAGCCUCCUCAAGCCUACAUAAUCAAUGACAAUAUUGACUACUCCAUUCAGAUUGAGGAGCUGGUCAAUGGAAAAUGGCGUCCAUUCAAUGGAGAGGAUGUACAGCUGGAGUUUGUUCGCAUUGACCCAUUUGUACGAACUACCUUAAAACAUAAAGAUGGAAUAUUCUACACCAGCUUCAAGCUACCUGAUGUAUAUGGAGUGUUCCAGUUCCGGGUGGAUUACAACCGUAUUGGCUACACUCAUCUGUACAGCACGACUCAGGUGUCUGUCUGGCCUUUGCGACAUACCCAGUAUGAGCGAUACAUACCAUCAGCAUUCCCUUACUACACAUCUGCCUUUUCCAUGAUGGUUGGAGUUGUUCUCCUUAGUUUUGUGUUCCUUCAUUAUCGAGAGGACCCAAAAGAAAAGAAGGAAUAGCACUUUUAUGGAUCAGGUUCAGGCUCAUUUCAGCAUGAAAAUUGUGGGUAGAAGAAAGAUUUGCAUAAAAUAGGGUCCCACCUGCAAGAAAUUUUGUUAAGCUUUAUGGUUAUUUUAACAAGAACUGAUGUUACCAUGCUUUUGUUGGUUAAAGGGGUGGUUAUUUUUACACUGAGCUCACAUAAUGUUUAGCACCUAGUUACAAAUUGAUAACAAGACAUUUAUAAGUAUACAGUUUCAUCCUCACUUGGUUCAUGUGUCUUAAAAUAUUAUCAUGAUGAAUGGUACAUUAAAGUUUAUGUCAAAUGUU
Messenger RNA from Pomacea canaliculata, 1650 nucleotides. RefSeq names its product dolichyl-diphosphooligosaccharide--protein glycosyltransferase 48 kDa subunit-like. The record is from RefSeq and is a predicted model, not a curated record. Lineage: Eukaryota; Metazoa; Mollusca; Gastropoda; Architaenioglossa; Ampullariidae. The transcript is spliced from 11 exons. The coding region runs from base 33 to 1340 and encodes 435 amino acids. Gene Ontology annotation, cellular component: endoplasmic reticulum membrane; oligosaccharyltransferase complex.